Molecule: messenger RNA, 4489 nt
Organism: Perca flavescens (yellow perch)
Lineage: Eukaryota; Metazoa; Chordata; Actinopteri; Perciformes; Percidae
Gene: zfyve1
Product: zinc finger, FYVE domain containing 1
Exons: 12
Coding region: 1264-3603 (779 amino acids)
Biological process (GO): lipid droplet formation
Cellular component (GO): lipid droplet
Molecular function (GO): phosphatidylinositol-3,4,5-trisphosphate binding; phosphatidylinositol-3,4-bisphosphate binding; metal ion binding
Source: RefSeq, a predicted model, not a curated record
CAACAAUCAAUUCUCACAUUAGAUGCACUCGUUACAUACACCGGGUUGUUCGGUUGGAUGUUGUUAGAGUAACUAAAAUAACCGUCGUUCUGCGUGUUUACAACAUCAAUGUAUUGGUUAACAACAACCAAAGUGAAUUAAAUAUUCAAUUUACUUAGUAAUAAAACACGUAUGACGCCGAAAUUAGUUGUAACACGGUGUGUACUAAUAUCAGUUGCUAUCUCCGUCUAACUUUGUAAGCUUUGGUGUACGCCGGAUACAAAUACAAGUGAACACAGCAGCUGGAAGGUGCAAAGCAUUAUGGGCAACGGUUAGUAGCAUCGUCUUCAUCCACAUUUAUUUGUUUAACUAGGCAGGUAGCUAUUGUCAAACUACCUUUAGAAACCAUUUCAAGAGUAUGAGUUCGUGUGUGUACUAUCAAAUAGUUAUAAUUGCGAUGUAAUCCUCGUCUUUCUUUGCAACUCCCAAAUCCUGCAUUUCCCAAAAUGCAUUCUGUUUUAUGACUUUUGAACUCUGGAUAAAAACAAGCCGAUCAGCUGAUGUAAAAGCAACAACAUCUACAAGGGUCUGACACAGAAUAGCUCAGCUAGCUAACCUUUUCAACAACGUUUGCUAUUAUGUGGCAGUCGGCGGUGUGGUGCUAGACAGUAUACGUGUCCAGUUUUAGACUGUUGAGGCAGCAUUUUAGUAAGUCGUCGUCCGUCGGACUGGAAGCCACAGCUAGGUCAGUCGAUAGAAACGAAGGUUGUUUGUUUCUUCAGUGUGUCUCUUUGUGUCGUUAUUGAUUGAUAACAUAAACAUAGCUAUUUAUUACUGAAUUUGAGAACGUAUUUUUUUAUUUUUUAGACACGACGAGCAUACCGGGCUACUUUUAAAUAGCAACGCAGCAUCGACAACUAAGCAGCAACAUUACCAAAACAAGACAAGAGAUGCAAGGCAGCUUCUGUUAGCUACACUAGCAAACCGUUGUGCCAAACAUAAAGUAAUUACUAUUCUGAACAAGUGUUUGAAAUUGCUGCCUGGUCUUGCUUUACUACCGAGUGAAUACCCUUAAUAGUAAGCAGUAAUUGGAUCCUCGGCUUAACAUCAUAAUAGGCUACUUUAUGACAGUGUGAGUGAAAUGGCUUUUGGGAUCAUUUGAACAAACAAGGUUACAUCACAUCUGGUCGUAGGCAUUUGCUUAAACGAGUCAUUGUGUCUUCCGCUGCAUUGCCUUUGCAACCCUAGUUACUCUCACUAAGCCCCUGGCCUGUCGGCUUUGAGAUGAGCGGUCAAGGUCCAGCUGUAGAUAAAGGAAUGAACACAGUCUUAGGCUGUCAGGAGAGCUACGCCUGUGGGGGCUCCGAUGAGGCUGCCUUUGAAUGUGAUGAAUGCGGCAGCUUGCAGUGUGCCCGCUGUGAACUGGAGCUCCAUCGCCAGGAGCGGAUGAGGAAUCACGACCGGGUUCGGAUUGCACCAGGCCACGUUCCUUUCUGUGACUCGUGCAAAGGGGACAGCAGCUGCUCUUACAAUGGUGGACGGCUCCGAGCGCUGGUGCGCUGCCAGGGUUGUAAGAUCAACCUGUGUUUGGACUGCCAGAAACGCACCCACAGCGGAGUCAACAAGAGGAAGCACCCUCUGACACCAUACCCCCCUGCCAAAGCUCCCCAGGAUAACAGCCCGGGUGCUGGGGAGUCACAGAUGGAGAUCCUGAAAGGCGAGCUGGAGAAGGUGUGCAGCUUCCUAUUGGUGGACGAGAGGGAGGAGAUGCAGGUGAAGGAUGAGGACGACUUUGUGAGCAGACUGGGCUGCAGGUCAGACGAGCUCCUCAAAGUGGUCUCCAUCUUUGGAAACACUGGGGAGGGCAAGUCGCACACCCUGAACCAUACGUUUUUCCUUGGACGAGAAGUGUUCAAGACCUCACCCACCCAAGAGUCCUGCACUGUGGGUGUGUGGGCGGCUAUGGACCCUGUACACCGGGUGGUAGUCAUCGACACAGAAGGACUGCUUGGGGCUGGAGCUAAUCAGGGUCAGCGAACACGCCUGCUCCUCAAAGUCCUGGCUAUCUGUGAUGUGGUCAUCUACCGAACCCAUGCCGACCGUCUCCAUGACGAUCUCUUCAAGUUCCUUGGUGAUGCAUCAGAUGCCUACCUUAAACAUUUCACCAGGGAGCUGAAAGCGACUACCACCCGCUGUGGUCUGGACGUCCCGUUGUCCACUCUGGGCCCUGCUGUAAUCAUCUUCCAUGAGACCGUCCACACCAAGCUACUAGGAUCAGACAAACCAUCCGAGUCGGCCGAGCGUCUUCUCCAGGAGCGUUUCAGGAAGCUGGGUCUGUUUCCAGAAGCGUUCAGCUCCAUCCAGUACCGUGGAACUCGAACCUACAACCCUCCCACAGACUUCAGCGGCCUGCUGCGCAGCCUGGAGCAACAGCUGGACAACAACACCACCCGCUCGCCACGCUCUGCCAGUGUCAUCUACAAGGCUCUGCAGGCUCUGAGCGAGCGCUUUAGCGGGGAGAUUUCCGAAGAGUACGUGGCCAGUAACUCAUUCUUUCCAGAUGAGUACUUUACCUGCUCUAGCCUCUGCCUCAGCUGUGGUUCAGGCUGUAAGAGAAGCAUGAAUCACCUAAAGGAGGGACUCGACCACGAAGCCAAACACCGCUGCCGCUACUCUGCACAGUAUGACAACCGCAUCUACACUUGCAAGGCCUGCUAUGAGGGCGGGAAGGAGGUAGUAGUGGUUCCCAAAACGACGGCCUCGUCUGACUCACCGUGGUUUGGCUUGGCCAUCUACGCCUGGUCUGGGUAUGUAAUUGAGUGCCCCAACUGUGCAGUGAUCUACAGAAGCAGACAGUACUGGUAUGGAAACCAGGACCCAGUGGAAACAGUGGUUAGAACAGAGAUCCAGCACAUCUGGCCUGGGUGUGACGGUUUUUUGAAAGACAACAACAAUGCUGCCCAGAGGCUGCUGGAUGGAGUCAAAUACAUUUCUCAGUCAGUGUCUGAACUCAGCGUCAAGCCUGCCAAAGCAGUCACCUCCUGGCUUACCGACCAGAUCGCUCCCACCUACUGGAAACCCAACUCCCUUAUCCUGAAAUGUCAUAAAUGUGGGGAAGAGUUCCAGCCCAACGACACCAAGCACCACUGUCGGGCCUGCGGAGAGGGCUUCUGUGACCCCUGCUCCUCAAAGACUCGUCUGGUCCCGGAGAGGGGCUGGGGCCUCGCACCUGUCCGAGUCUGCGACGCGUGUUUCCACAACAGGGGAAUCCCAACCGAGUUACUGGAUGCCGCCUUGGAGGAGGAGGGAGGCACCCUGAUAGCCAGGAAGGUUGGGGAGGCGGUUCAGAACACUUUAGGAGCUGUAGUCGGUGCCAUCGACAUACCUCUCGGCCUGGUGAAGGACGCAGCUCGGCCGGCCUAUUGGGUCCCGGAUCAGGACAUCCACUCCUGCAGCGAGUGCCAGAGGGAGUUCUCCCCACGUCUCUCCAUCCACCACUGCCGCGCCUGUGGCCAGGGAGUGUGUGACGACUGCUCUCAGGAGCGGCGCGCCGUGCCCUCCCGCGGCUGGGACCACCCCGUGAGGGUCUGCAACGGCUGCAACCAGAAACCCGGGGAGCUCUAGCAGGACGAGGAGCGGGAGGCAGAGAGGGGACGGUUAAGGAAGCUGGCCUCUGCGAAAACUGGAAUUGACAACAUUUUGGUUUUAAGGCUUCAGUUUCCUUUCGUCUCUUUAGUGGCAUUUCUUGGCUGCCACUAGACUGUCCUGUGGCAGGUUGGACUCUGUUUAUUGGAUUUUUUUUUUUUAAUGCCAUCCUCACUUCACGUCAGUCCCCUGAUGCUAUUUCACUUUAAUAUGCCUAUAUUUGACACUGUGAAGAAUACCAGUCAGUGAGAACUUGACAGCGUUUUAUAAAAGUGAGUAUUGUACGUGCUUGCUUGCAAUUAAGUUCAGGUAAAUACCCAUGUACCCUUUUGAUCCUUUAAAACUUAAGUAAUGAUGCACGUGACUCCCCCUCCCCCUCCCUUGACAAUCCCUCCCGGUGUGACACACCCGUACUAUUAGCACCUUUUGUAGUCUGGGGCUACAUGGGUGAACAGUUACAAUAGAAUUACUGACUGAGCACCUUAAACUGAUUCCGCGUAAAAACUUUUAUUCUAAGAUUGUUUCUGCAGAAGCCCUGGAUAUAGCAUUUAGGGCUGGCUUUAUAGGGAACAAAGGAAAAUCUGAAAAUAAUAUCCACCACAAUAAAUUCACAGUAGUUUUCCUCUGCUUAAAAGUAACUCUCGCCAAAAUGCAACCUGGGGUCUUCUUGCGAAUGUACCCGAGUCAAACUUUCAUUUAAAAGCAUAAUUAGGACGGAAGCACCACUUUUAAGAUUAAGACACUUUUUGACUGGCAAGAUUGUGGCAAGCUGAUAAACCAACUGCUAAAGUGCGUUGUUCAAAACCUUUUUAACCUUUUAAACUCUGUGUAAACAAUGUUCUCAAUGCUGAGUUCACGUGUAGAG